GAUGGGCCCCGCGUCCCCGGCCCCGCCGUCCGCACCGUCCGCACCGGCCCCGCGCAGCCCGGGGCCCCUGCCCGCCGCCUGACCCCACGGAGAGACAUGGAGGCGCUCGCCUGGAUCCUGCCCCCGCUCGUCCUGCUGUGCGCCCAGCAGCACCGCUGCCCCAGGGCUAUGAACGACAUUGGUGACUACAUUGGCUCUGACGUGGAAAUCUCCUGGCUCCCUAACCUGGAUGAUCUGAUGACCGGCUAUGCCCGAAACUUCCGUCCCGGCAUCGGAGGUCCUCCUGUGAACGUGGCUCUCGCCAUCGAGGUGGCCAGCAUUGACCACAUCUCAGAAGUUAACAUGGAGUACACCAUGACGGUUUUCCUGCAUCAGAGCUGGAGGGAUGACAGGCUGUCUUACAACCACACCAACGAGACGCUGGGCCUAGACAGUCGCUUCGUCGACAAGCUUUGGCUGCCCGACACGUUCAUCGUGAAUGCCAAGUCCGCCUGGUUCCAUGACGUGACUGUGGAAAACAAGCUCAUCCGCCUACAGCCCGAUGGGGUGAUCCUCUACAGCAUCAGAAUCACCUCCGCCGUGGCCUGUGACAUGGAGCUCUCCAAGUACCCCAUGGACGAGCAAGAGUGCAUGCUGGAACUGGAGAGCUACGGCUACUCCUCCGAGGACAUCGUGUACCGCUGGUCCGAAAACCAGGAGCAGAUCCAUGGGCUGGAUAAGCUGCAGCUCGCUCAGUUCACCAUCCCCAACUUCCACUUCACCACAGAGAUGAUGAACUUCAAAUCUGCAGCAGGUCAGUUCCCCCGCCUCAGCCUGCACUUCCACCUGCGACGCAACCGUGGCGUCUACAUCAUCCAGUCCUACAUGCCGUCCGUCCUGCUUGUCGCCAUGUCCUGGGUCUCCUUCUGGAUCAGCCAGUCGGCCGUGCCUGCCCGAGUGUCACUAGCUGAACAUGAAGAAUGCCAUCGUGCUGUUCUCCCUCUCCGCCGCCGGCGUGAACCAGCAGCUGGCCAUCUCCAACCGGCAGCACAAGAUCCCCCGGAACCUGAUGGGGUCCUACCGGUCCGUAGAAGUGGAGACGGGAGAGGUGAAAAAGCAGAAGGGCCUGAAGCCUGGGAAAAGGGAAGGCCUCAAGUCCCUCUUCAAGCCCAUCGACGCCGACACCAUCGACAUCUAUGCCAGAGCUGUUUUCCCAGCAGCUUUUGCUGCAGUCAAUGUGAUCUACUGGGUGGCCUACACCAUGUAGGGGCAAAGAGCUCCCCUGGCCGGGGGGCCCGAGUGGCACUGCCCGCUCCUGGCUCCAACCAGGAACCGGCGUGUCUGCUGAGCUUUUCCUGGGUCAAGAACUGCCUGGCUAAAAGCAAGUUGGGAUAAGUGCCCAGUGGGUGAUGUGGCCCAUUUUUUGAGUUUGGGGCUGGGAGAAAGAACAGACCAAACCAGCACUUGGUCUGAAUUCAGGCUGUCAUGUGGGCAGGAGCCUGAUUUCCAAUCAACCAGGCACUGAUACUUACUGAGCACUUACUAUGUGCAGAGCACCGUACUAAGCGCUGGGGAGAGUACGGUACAUAAAGAUUAGCAGACAUGUUCUCUGCUCAUAAUGUUUCCAAUCUCUACUUUGGCCAUUUCCUGAGAUUAGAAUCAACCACAAAAUUCGACCCAUCUCCUCAGCUCCUCAGGACUGGAUCCCAGCACUAUUUCAGCCCCAGAGGGGCCUGGAGCAGGCCCUACCCCACUUCAGUUCUUCCCUUGGGACGGUACUGCUGACCUCGCCUGGGAUGCUCAGAGUCCGGCCCCAGUGUAGCAGAUAAGAGACAGAGCAUUCGGUUCCCCGAUCAUGGUCGGGAUCUCGGGGACGUGUGUUUGAGGCAGAGCUGGAUGGAGGACUUGGGGCUCUGCGGUUAUUUAUUAUUUGUCUUGGAUGAAAUGUUUAAGCAGAAACCCUUAGCUGCAGCAUGAAAUAAAGAAUUCUGCCUAGAA
Messenger RNA from Ornithorhynchus anatinus (platypus), 1977 nucleotides. RefSeq names its product gamma-aminobutyric acid type A receptor subunit delta (gene GABRD). Bases 97 to 1374 code for a protein of 425 amino acids. Gene Ontology annotation, biological process: signal transduction; monoatomic ion transmembrane transport; regulation of membrane potential. Gene Ontology annotation, cellular component: membrane; synapse; neuron projection. Gene Ontology annotation, molecular function: extracellular ligand-gated monoatomic ion channel activity; neurotransmitter receptor activity; GABA-A receptor activity. NCBI's taxonomy places the organism in Eukaryota, Metazoa, Chordata, Mammalia, Monotremata, Ornithorhynchidae. The record is from RefSeq and is a predicted model, not a curated record. The transcript is spliced from 8 exons.